AUGUUGGAUACAGGUACUGUGAUACACAUACAAUGCGUAGGCACAAAUCAAUUGUUGGGAACAUUGUAUAUGCCAACCAUAGAUAACGGUGACUUAACGGUAAUGCGAACAAUGAACAUCACUACUAGUAGCAUUCCGCAGGGAUGUGCAACACCAUCAAUUGUGAUAGGAGAAAAUCACCUUUGGGAGAUCUGGGGAGAGCAACCGACACAAUCACUUCCUUCAGGAAAAAUUCUGAUAACUACUCGGAUGGGCCCCGUGUUGAGCGGACAGUUGAAAACACCAGUUAGGGCGUUAUGUACAUACGUUGAGAACGAAGCGGAAACUCUCGAUCAAAAAGCGGUAGAAAUUUUUAGAAGCCCUCCAGACUCCAACAGGAAGAAUAUCCGAACCGCUUCCAUUUGA
Molecule: messenger RNA, 405 nt
Organism: Auanema sp. JU1783
Lineage: Eukaryota; Metazoa; Nematoda; Chromadorea; Rhabditida; Rhabditidae
Source: the annotation of a GenBank genome assembly